Molecule: messenger RNA, 3670 nt
Organism: Bombina bombina (fire-bellied toad)
Lineage: Eukaryota; Metazoa; Chordata; Amphibia; Anura; Bombinatoridae
Product: signal transducer and activator of transcription 1-alpha/beta
Exons: 26
Coding region: 206-2593 (795 amino acids)
Biological process (GO): response to peptide hormone; defense response; type I interferon-mediated signaling pathway
Molecular function (GO): RNA polymerase II cis-regulatory region sequence-specific DNA binding; DNA-binding transcription factor activity, RNA polymerase II-specific
Source: RefSeq, a predicted model, not a curated record
UCUCAGGCAGCACUGCUUCUUUAAACAGCCUGGCUUACAGGGGGUCUUUAUCUUCAUUUCAGUUCCCCCCUUUCUCUUUUCGCUUGUGCGGAGCAGUCGGGUAGCACAGUACACUACACUAUGAGGGGCAAAUUUAGCUGUGCUUUGUCAGGUCCUGAAUUAUUCAUUUUACAUAGACCCAGUUUGGGUAGCCAACAUUGUCAUCAUGAGCCAAUGGGGGGAACUUUUGAUGCUGACUGGUGUGCAUAAGGAUCAACUCAUGGCCCUCUAUAAUCAAGAAUUUAUUCCUAUGGAGGUGCGGCAGUAUUUGGCUCCAUGGAUUGAAUCCCAAGACUGGAAAUUUGCAGCUAGGGAUGGCUCCAUAGCAGCUGUCCAGUUUCAGAAUCUCCUGGAGCACCUGGACACACAGUACAGCCACUUCACUCAGCAGCAAGAGAUGGUACAGCAACACAACUUUCGCAGAUUCAAGCUUAAGAUUCAGAAUCAAUACAUUUCAGAACCUCAAAAUCUGGCAAUACGGAUAAGAGAUCUUUUAAAUGAAGAGAAGAGGAUUCUAUUAGAAGCCCAGGAAUUGCAGUCACCUGCUGGGUCAGUAGCAACAGAUUCCAUGGAAACUAUGCGCCAGGGGGAGAUUGAGCAACGAGUGACUGGAGUGAAGCAGAAAGUUCAGUCAAUAGAUCAGGAAGCAAAAUUCUUGGAAGACCAGCAAGAAACAUUUAACUUCAAAUACAGCAACUUCGUAUUAAUGUCAAAAUCCACCACCCCAGAUUUUCGUUUGAAGGAGAAGGAAGUGGAGCUACAAUCCUGCCUUAAUGAAUUGGACACCAAACGCAGGGAAAUUUUGGAUCAAGUUAAAGGACUGCUGGGAUUAUUAGAAACACUUCUUGAUUUUCUGCAGCAAGAACUGGAUGAAUGGCAUAAAAGGCAAAAGUUAUCCUGUAUAGGAGCCCCAACAAACACUUGUCUUCAACUGCUGGAAAUCUGGAUAACAAAGACAGUUGAGGCAUUCUUCCAGCUACGACAUAUUCUGGAUUUUCUUGUUCAGCUUGCUUGUAUGGUUACUUACGCCAAUGACCCCUUAAAAACAGACCCACGUCUCCUGAUUGAAAGACUGGAUGAAUUGCUGCAUUGUUUGCUGAAACGAUCCUUUGUUGUUGAAGGGCAACCAAUUAUGGUCUUUCCAUGUAAACGACAUCUGGUGUUAAAAACUAGUACCAAGUUCUCUGUAAGAGUCAGAUUCCUUGUUAAUCUAAAAACCCUAAAAAACAAGAUGAAGGUUUCCUACUUCCUGGAUAAGGAUCCCCCAAAUAUCAAAGGGUACCGAAAAUUUAAUUUACUUGGGCCAACACCCAAAAGUAUGGAGAUUACCCAGGGACAAGGGCUGAUGGUGGAAUACAAACACUUGGAUUUAAAAGAACAGAGGAUUGGAGGCGGAGGCAAGGGUAAUAAAGGCACAAAUGAUGGAUCUGUGAGUAUAACAGAGGAACUUCAUCUCAUUACGUUCAUCACCCAGUUUGAUUACCAAGGCUUGUCUCUCGAACUUGAGGCUGUCACCAAUCCUUUUGUGAUCAUCUCUAACAUCAGUCAGUUCAACAGUGCAUGGGCUUCUGUGAUCUGGUUCAACUUGCUCAGUUCAGAUCCCAAGGAAUUUAGUUUUUUCAGAAAGCCUCCAGCAGCACCCUGGCUGUUACUGGCAGAAGCUUUGAGCUGGCAGUUCUCAUGCUGUACGAAGAUGGCACUUAACAAAGACCAGCUGGCAAUGCUGGGGAAGAAACUUUGUGAUGGGAUGGAUCCCAGAGAGGACAGCGUAGUAUCAUGGAACAAGUUCUCAAAGGAUAACGUGCUCGAGGGACCCUUCACAUUCUGGAUGUGGUUUGAUGCAACACUGUCCCUGGUGAAAGAACAUCUGGAAAAGAUCUGGGAUGCUGGUUAUAUAAUGGGUUUUGUGAAUCGGCAGAAUGAGAAAGCUCUUCUAAAAACGCAGAUGACGGGAACAUUCUUACUCCGCUUUAGUGAGAGCUGUCGAGAAGGAGGAAUAACUUUUUCAUGGGUGGAACAUCAAGAGAAUGGGAAAUAUGACAUCCGUUCCGUACAACCAUACACUAAGAAGGAGCUGAAAUCAAUCCCCUUAGUAGAGAUAAUCCGCAAUUAUCAACUUAUGGCUGAAGAAAACGUCCCAGAGAAUCCUCUGAAAUACUUGUACCCGAAUAUUCCCAGGGAUGUGGCAUUUGGAGAAUAUUAUGAAAAUAAAGUAGAAUUAACAAUGGAAUAUCAAAAGUACCUAAAGAGGAAAAUGAUGUUUGUGUCUAAAAGAGAUGAGGAGGAUUCAGAAGAUCAUCUUUCUGUCCCAGUUGAAGAACAACUUGAGAACUUCAUCAUUAAUGAGCUCACCAGCGAUAAGGUAUUCUUUAACGAAGAUCCCUGUGCCCAAGACCCAACAUUUCCAGAGCUUUCCAAUGAGGAGUUAUUCUUUAAGGAAGACAGCCAGGAACCCAGUGCUCAAAGCCCAAUAUAUUCAGGCAAGGAAUUCACAAUGUAUAUGAUAUCUAAUAAUGAUCCAAUGAUGUCAUCUAUGAAUCUGGAUUUACAGUAAUUGUUUUCACUGAACUGCAUUUCCAUACCAAUUUUAUUCAAAAAGAAGAGUGCUUAAUUCCCUUCAUAGAAACCACAACAUUGGUGACUUUGCAAGCUCAUUUCCGAUUAUAUGUAUGAACCUUUCUUUUGCAAUAAGACGAGAGUAUAGAAAAUGUAUUAUUAGGCUUUCUAAAGCCAAGAGAAGAAUCCAGAAUGGAAUUAACGAUCUUUCAAAUAUGAAAUGGCCUGAUAGCCAGAGAAGAUCAAAACUAUGCAGUUACAUAGGUUCAGACAUGUAAACAAAGACUGAUUGGAGAACACUCGACAUGGCCGUAUUAACAAAUCUUGAAGGGACAAUUGUUGUACUACGACUCAGUGUCACUCUCCUGUGGUGUAUGAAACAUCAUGAGCAAGUUUUGUGGAAAACUAAAACAUACAUCACAGCAUUACAAUGAAAGUUGUAUCACAGAUAUCGCAAUUUCUCACUCCUAUGUAUGAAUGUGCAGAGAAAAUUAUUGAAAUUAUCGAAUCUUCAGAUAUAAAUGAUUGCGUAUGUUUUCCAUAAAGAAUGCCAUAGCCAACUGUUGGUGGUCAUUGACAUAUUGCACUAAAAUAUUAGUGAUUGCAAACAAAAUAAUAUGUUUUGUGUAAAGCUGUUUUCAAACUGUUAAAAAUGAGUUUGCUUUGUCUUCUCUCAUUCUGAAUAUUUGCACUUUUUACUAAAUAAUUAAAAAAUAAUUACUGUGUGGGAAAAGCUGUAAUGAGAGAGCCCAUAGACAGGCUUUGGAUGUUUAACACACAUUCAUAAUGUCAAAAUUGUCAGGAUUGAGAAAAUAACUAGAACACAGAUUGUUCACACACAGAAUAUAUACAUCCACAUUCUCUUUUUCCAUAAAUUUACAAACAGCCAAAUUGUAUAAAUACUGCCACAUAUUGACAGUUAUUGUUUUAAUCAUUUAUACAUUGGACUGAUACAGAGCUUGAUUUUUACCUUCAAUGUAAACCCAGAUUAGUUAUGUACAAUUGUGUAUGGAUGGAAUCAUGUUAAAAUGGUGGAUGUGCUUCUGAUUGUUAUUAAAUUCUAGUUUUAAUAGAA